This is a messenger RNA of Vollenhovia emeryi, 4652 nucleotides long. RefSeq names its product membrane metallo-endopeptidase-like 1 (gene Nep2). The record is from RefSeq and is a predicted model, not a curated record. Gene Ontology annotation, biological process: protein processing. Gene Ontology annotation, cellular component: plasma membrane. NCBI's taxonomy places the organism in Eukaryota, Metazoa, Arthropoda, Insecta, Hymenoptera, Formicidae. The transcript has 10 exons. Bases 342 to 2660 code for a protein of 772 amino acids. Gene Ontology annotation, molecular function: metalloendopeptidase activity.
AGCAGAAGCGCGCGCGCUACUUCAGUCCGACGCUAACAGUCCAAACUGAUUGGUAUCUGGAUCUCGGAGGAAGGCGACAACCUCCCUCUCUCUACGAUCGCCUUUUCUCUUCGAUUUUUUUUCGGAAAAAAUCGUCGAGUAGAGGGAAGAACGAGAAAAACGUAGCGACCACGACAAGUUUCCGGUUAACGUUCCGGAAACGACCGCGGAUCUCCCGGCUAAAUUAAAAGCCGGGACGCGAAAGGAAGGAACGCAGGACGGAAGAGUGUGUGGUUAUGUGCUAGUGAGAAUCGGGAAAGAACACCCCAGCAAGAGAGAGGCACAGAGAACAUCUAGUCGCGAUGACUAACAGCAUGAAGCAAACGGUUAUCAAAAACCCGACAUGGUGGAAGAGGCGGUCCGGUUUGGAACGCGGGUUAACGGUGAUAGCGGUUUCCGGGUUCCUCUUGUGCAUCGCUUUGGCGGUCGCCCUCGGAAUUUUGGCGGCCAACACGACAUGCAACACCACGUCCAGGACCGAUACUGCUAACGUAGAGAUGCUACCGUCCACAGCCGAGGCGUUAAGCGGUUCGGAAACAUCGAAGAACGCGAUACCAAAAGGAGCGAAAUGCAAUGAUGUAUGUUUAACAUCUGGAUGCGUUCACACAGCCUCUAAAAUACUGAAAAACUUGAAUCCUGAUGUGGAGCCCUGUGACGACUUUUACAAAUUCGCCUGCGGCAGCUUCAUCGAGUCUACGAUUAUUCCAGACGAUAAAACUAGCGUGAAUACGUUCUCUAUUAUCGUUGACGAUCUCGAAGAACAGCUACGGUUAAGUAUCGAAGAGGAGAGUCUUCCGAAUGAGCCGAAACCAUUUAGACUCGUCAAAAACCUGUACAAAGCCUGCAUGAACAAAACCCUCAUCGAGGAGAGAGGCUUGACACCAUUACUGGACGACCUAAGGAAACUCGGUGGCUGGCCCGUUCUGGACGGCGCGAGAUGGAACGAGGGCGACUUCACUUGGAAAGAUUCCGUCUACAGAUUCCGCAGGCAGGGCUAUUCCGUUGAUUACUUCAUCGAUUUCGGCGUCAGUGUCGACCUGAAGAACAACUCGAGACGCUUGAUCGACCUCGAUCAAGCAGCGCUCGGUCUCUCGCGUGAAUAUCUGUCGAAAGGCUUCAACGACAAAAUCGUUCAGGCAUAUUACAAAUACAUGGUGGACAUCGCUGUGAUUCUCGGUGCCAAUCCGAGCCGAGCUCAGGCAGAACUGAAAGAGUCGCUUGAAUUUGAAAUCAAGCUCGCGAAUAUCUCCCUGCCGAAUGAGAAACGACGCAACGUGACUCUCCUCUACAAUCCAAUGACUGUGAACCAGCUGUCCGCGGCUUAUCCUAGCAUACCGUGGUGGGAAUACUUUAACACCAUCCUCGCGCCGCAAGCGCAACUACAACAAGACGAGAUAGUAAUCGUAAAUGUGCCCAGCUAUCUGAAAGACUUUGAAAAACUGAUCACCACGACGCCAAAGCGGGUGCAGGCAAACUAUGCGCUUUGGAGAGCGACUGCCGCGUCAGUCAGCUACUUGACGGAUGACAUCCGGAAGAGACAGCUGAAAUACACUGUGGAGUUAAACGGCAAGACAGAGAGAGAGCCGAGAUGGAAGGAAUGCGUGGACAUCGUAUCCGGCAGCAUGGGAAUUAGUGUCGGCUCGAUGUACGUAAGGAAGUACUUUAAAGAGGACGCGAAGAACGCUGCGCUCGAAAUGGUCGACGAUAUCAGGCAGGAGUUCAUAAAGAUUCUGAAGAAGGUGGACUGGAUGGAUGAGAAGACCAGAGCAAACGCUUUAGAAAAAGCAGCCGGCAUGGCUUCGCAUAUCGCCUAUCCAAACGAGCUGUUGGACGACAGAAAGCUCGAGAAAUUUUACGAGGGACUUGAAUUAAGUGCUGACGAUUACGUAGGAAGUAUUUUUAACUUGUCCAUGUUUGGAACAAAUUUCUCAUUUGGCAGACUGAGACAGCCAGUAAAUAAGACAGAAUGGAUAAGUCAUGCAAGACCAGCUAUCGUCAAUGCGUUUUACUCGUCGAUCGAGAACAGUAUUCAAUUCCCGGCGGGUAUAUUACAAGGUGCAUUCUUCAGCAAUGACCGUCCACGCUACAUGAAUUACGGUGCCAUCGGUUUUGUCAUUGGCCAUGAGAUUACUCACGGUUUUGACGACCAAGGUAGACAAUUUAAUAAGGAAGGUAAUCUCGUGGACUGGUGGCAGUCAGAGACGAAGAAGCGUUAUCUCAAGAAGGCCGAAUGUAUAAUUCAUCAGUAUGGAAAUUACACCGUGAAAGACGUUGGAUUGAACCUGAACGGGAUAAACACCCAGGGUGAGAACAUCGCGGACAACGGUGGCAUAAAGGAGGCCUAUUUCGCGUACAGAGAGUGGGUGAAGCGUAACAAACCGGAGCCGAGAUUGCCGGGCCUGCCGUACAGCCCGGAGCAGUUGUUCUGGAUAAGCGCGGCCAACUCCUGGUGCAGCAAGUACCGGCCGGAGGCGAUGAAGCUGCGGAUCACGACGGGCUUCCACAGCCCGAGCGAGUUCCGCGUUCGCGGUCCGCUGUCGAACAUGGAGGAGUUCUCGCGCGACUUCAAUUGCCCGGUCGGCUCCAGGAUGAAUCCCGAGAAGAAAUGUACCGUGUGGUAGAUCGCGGGCGUACACAGAGUCGGCGAGGUACACCGCGAACACAGCGACGCUGGCCGACUCCGUUUUUUAACCUUAGAAGUUACAAUUCCACACACACACACACACCUGUUACUUCUGUUGAGCACCGUUAAAUUUGUAGUGUCAAAUUUUAACUCGAUGAGUAGCCGCCACUGCUCCUGUUCAAUGUCGUUAAUUUAAUUAAGCAGCGGAGCUAAAAGAAAGCAUACGUCUCAAAUGGGUUGAACAAGAGCUGCAGUUGUUUUUUUAACAAUUUUUGUUAAAAUAAUAAAUUGUACUAUCCGCGAUAAUUAAAAAUGAUAACAUAUUGAGCAGUGGCGACUGCUCAUUGCAUCAAAUUUGACUCAUCACGAAUUUAACAGCGAAGCAACCAAAUUUUAUUCCUAGCUGCUCAGCGCCGAAACACCCAUGCUUUCCAAGAAGACAGGAUAGCACUGUGCCUCUCGGCCACGAAACCUUGUUUGUCUUGUCCUAUUUAUGAAAAAUUACAUGCGAUUAUUUAUUUAUUGUCUCUCUCUCUCUCUCGAAUAUUCGCACUGUCGCUUCUAAGGUUAACGGAUGUAAUGGAGUCGUCGAUCUCAUAGCUAGCAGGAUACGGUAGCUUGUUUCCCGCCCUCAUAGUGUCCUGCCGUGCGACAUUUGCCGCAGCGGGGAAUUUUGUCGGUGCCGCUGCUCGAGAGCAAGAACUGAAAUUUCGCGACAGUACGGAGUAUGCAAAUGGGAAGCGCUCUCCGGGGAAAUCCGCGGGGGGAGGUCCACGGAGAUCGACCCGCGCGAUCUUAGACAUGUGGAACGCACACAUGCAUUAUGUAUCGUUUUUUGGUAAACUUUUAUAAGGAGAAACAUGUCGCGGGGGACGCGCGUUACGUUGUAAAUAGAAAGAAGAUGAUAACGGAGCUAUUGGUUAUACGAAGUUGUACCGCUUAACUGUUUUCGGCGUGUUAAGCAUUGCCGAUUCCUGCACCGGCGACAACGUUUGUCGACGGUCUUAGAUUGUUACGGAGAAAAUUCAGUUUAAUUGUUCUCUAAUGCGCCCUAAGUGUAGCUACUAGUUUUUAUGGUUGAGAGAGAUAUAUAUAUAUAUAUAUAUGUGUGUGGUAAAAGAGAUGUUGGCAGCUUUGUUAAGAAUUAGCUUUUUUUUAUCGUUGACAAUCUUGUUGAGUCUCGCUUUUUAGGGUGAAUUUUCAAGUAUUCCGUUGACGCUAGGAUAAAUAAUAACGGCGCGCACUGUACAGAGGAUGGCUCGCAAAAUCGGCGACACGAGAAAGGAACCCGGGCGGAGCGGCAUGAAAAUUCUUCGAGUUUUAGGUAUUCCUUUCUUUUUUAUACGAAAAAAAAACCUCGGAAGCUAUCGUUUGUUGCAGCUGUUUUAUGUCGAGUAUUAUUUCGUAGUAUUAUCGAGUAGCAAUUAGAUCGCAAGUUGAAUUUCCAGCGAAGAAAAAAAAACCGAGGUCCGCUUAACGCGACGUUCAAACCACGCAGGAAAAAUUUACAAAGAUUCGUUGCUUGUUUGAAUUCAAAUGGAACGUGCAGGAGCAGGACGAUUCUCAAUAUUCUACGAUCUGCACCCCGCAUAGUCGUACAUUUACCUGCGAAUUCCGAUAAUUCAGCGCGAUAACUUUUGUUUCCCGUCGAUCGUAAGGUCCGUUUAGUCGUAGAGAAUCGCGAGAAUACACCUGGAACAACUUAUUACACAAGUAUUAAGCGUAGCUGUUUAACUGCGAGCGAUCGAACCGGGAUUCCUCGCAAUCGCUUUCCACCGUGUUACGUCCCUUACGUCCGCAUUUUUACCGUGCGCCAUAUCUUCCCCCCCCCCCCCUCUCUUCGCUCCUCUCCCUUAAACGUAUUUCUCGUAUUUAUUACGAUGGCCGAUAAGUUAAUCGCCGUAAGUCUAAGCAGAAACGUAUGUACCUUGUAAGGUUUUUUUGUUUCUCUGUUGAAUGUAAGAAUUUAAUACAGGAAAACUUCAUGUAA